Messenger RNA from Diplodia corticola, 1608 nucleotides. RefSeq lists its product as uncharacterized. The transcript is spliced from 6 exons. Lineage: Eukaryota; Fungi; Ascomycota; Dothideomycetes; Botryosphaeriales; Botryosphaeriaceae. The coding region runs from base 1 to 1608 and encodes 535 amino acids. The record is from RefSeq and is a predicted model, not a curated record.
AUGACGCGUCUGUACAUACGAUGCAAGAUUUCGGGCGUUCGGGGCUGGGACGAUUACUUCAUACUGGUUGCCAUGCUGCUCUGUGCGGUUGAAACGGCCAUGAUGCUGGCACAAGUUGAGUAUGGCUGGGGAAACCAUGCCAGCGAGUUGUCCUUGGAACAACUAAACAAGACUCAAAUGUACCGAUGGAUCUUUCAAAUUGUGUCCUUCUUCACAAUUUUUACCAUCCAAAUCUCUGUCUGCUGCUUGAUCCUGCGCAUGAUGCGUGGAGCGACGACGUUUGGGAAUGAAUGCCGUCGUUGUGUUUGGACCGUCAUACUCUUUGUCAUCAUCCGCUUGAUCGUCAAUGUAGCUGUGCAGAUCGGUCAGUGCAAACCCGUCCACCGCUACUGGGAAGUACAGCUUCGACCGAAUGGAUGUAUCAACAUAGGCCUCUGGGUCAUGAUCACCAGUUACCUGAACGCCUUUACCGACAUUAUUCUUCUCGCCCUUCCCAUGCCACUAAUCUACAAGCUCCAGAUCCACAUCAAGCAGAAAGUGGGCAUCGUCAUAAUCUUCCUUACCGGUGUAAUUCCCGUCGGCGCCUCCAUAGUGCGAAGUGUGCAUCUCACACAAUCCUAUGAUGACCAGAGACAGUGGCUUGUAAGAGACACGUCUUGGUACGCAACCCUACUUCCUCACCACCAAUACACCGCGAGCACACACACAAGCGCCACCACCCCCACCCACGUCCCCAACCACCCAAAUGUAUGUUUCCGCAUAGACCACACGACCAAUCUCAUGUUUUCUUUGGACAGGCGCUGGGCCCUCAUCCCGUUCUGGUCGCACGUCGAAACCACGCUCGGCAUCGUCGCCGCCUGCAUCCCGACGCUGAAGCCGCUGCUGAAAUGGUUCUUCCACCGCCUCGGCAUCCGCACCCGCACCGCCACCAGCACAUACGCCGACAACGUCAACGGCAGCAAGAUCACCAACACCGGCAGCACCACCGCCAGCCGCAACAUCAGCAAAGUCAACUCGCCCGUCAACAUCAACAUCAACCACACCAGCAACGUCACCUCCCCCGCCACGUCUCACCACCAAUCGUCCAUCAAAGCCGCCGCCAACAACAACAAAGACCACAUCGCCGCCCUGGACUACUCCCUCCGCGCCGCAGCCGUCCGCAUCCGCAAAGGCGGCGACGCCGACGCCGAAAAAGAAGAAGAAGAAAUAUCCUACCCCUUCCGCCCGCCACCCACCCCACCGCUCCGACACCACAACGACAGCGACGCCGACGCCGACGACGAAGAUGACACCGACGACGGCGACGACGACGACGCCGCCAUCUCGGACAGCAGCCUCGAAGACUAUUUCCGCACGCACGUGGCGCCGAGCGCUCGUGCCAGCAACAACAAUAGCAGCGGUAGCAGUAGGAGUAGGGGUAGGAGUAGGAGUAGGAGUAGGAGUGGGCGGUGGAUCAAUGCUAGGGGGGGUGUCGAUGGUGCUGCUGGGAAUGUCGGCGGGAGGACGGGGGGGAGCGGGAAAGGGGGGAGGACGGCGGCGGCGGCGGUGGUGGCGGUUUCUUCUCCUUCUUCUGCUGCUACUGCGGAUUGUUCGAGAGGCGGACGGUGA